AUGCUCCAAAGGCUCAAGCAGAUGUCCUCACUCAACGCUACGGAGAUCCUCCAAAGGCUCAAGCGGAUGCCCUCUCCCAACCCUAUUAAGAUCCUCCAAAGGUUCAAGCAGAUGUCCUCUCCCAACCCUACCGAGACCGGCGGGCGCUGGCGGGCGGCACGUGACCGCGGCGGCGGGCUGAGGGGAGCGGCGGCUCGGCCAGCGCCAGAGGGAUGCGGAGCGGGCGGCGGGCGGCUGGGCGGCGGCGGCAGGGGCGGCCCGGCCCGGCAGCAGCAGCAGCAGCGCCCUGACCGGCUCCCCCCGCGGCCCCUGGAUGGCCCCGGCCGCCCGGCUCGCCCCCUCCCGGCCCCCCGCCGCCCCCGCCGGCCGCCCCGGCCCGCCCCGGCCCGCCGCCCGCUGAGCCGCCCCCCGGGAUGCUCAGCAGCCCCCGCCGCCGGCCCCACACCCGUCCGAGCCGCUGCGGGGAGCCAAGGCAUGGGGGGCUCGGCCGGAGCCGGCCCGGCCCGCCAGGGCGCCUGGACUCUGGGCGGCUGCCUCUGCUGGCUGCUCUUGCCCGUGCUGGUACUCAUCCUGGCGCGGCCGGUGAAACUCGCCGCCUUCCCUACCUCCUUGAGCGACUGCCAAACGCCCACCGGCUGGAAUUGCUCCGGUUAUGAUGACAGAGAAAACGACCUCUUUCUCUGUGACACCAAUACCUGUAAAUUUGACGGGGAGUGCUUAAGGAUUGGAGACACGGUGACUUGCGUCUGUCAGUUCAAGUGUAACAGUGACUACGUGCCUGUGUGUGGCUCCAACGGCGAUACCUAUCAGAACGAAUGCUACUUGAGACAGGCGGCUUGCAAGCAACAAAGCGAAAUCCUUGUGGUGUCGGAAGGAUCGUGUGCCACUGAUGCUGGCUCUGGCUCUGGGGAUGGAGGUAGUGAGGGGUCUGGAGAAACCAUUCAGAAGGAAACUUCCACCUGCGACAUUUGCCAGUUUGGAGCAGAAUGCGAUGAAGAUGCAGAGGAUGUCUGGUGUGUAUGCAACAUUGACUGUUCCCAAACCAACUUCAAUCCUCUCUGUGCUUCCGACGGGAAAUCGUACGACAACGCGUGUCAGAUCAAAGAAGCAUCGUGCCAGAAACAGGAGAAGAUUGAAGUCAUGUCUUUGGGUCGAUGCCAAGACAAUGCAACCACGACUACGAAGACAGAAGACGGACAUUACGCCAGGACAGAUUAUGCAGAGAAUGCAAACAAAUUGGAAGAGAGCGCCCGGGGAAUCUACACUCCUUGUCCGGAACAUUUCAGCGGCUUCUGUAUGCACGGGAAAUGCGAACACUCUGCUAAUAUGCUGGAACCGUCUUGCAGGUGUGAUGCAGGCUACACUGGACAACACUGUGAAAAGAAGGACUACAGCGUAUUAUACGUGGUUCCUGGCCCAGUACGAUUUCAAUACGUCUUAAUAGCAGCCGUGAUUGGAACUAUCCAGAUUGCGAUCAUCUGCGUCGUAGUACUCUGUAUUACAAGGAAAUGUCCCAGGAGCAACAGAAUCCACCGGCAGAAGCAAAACACAGGUCACUACAGUUCAGACAACACAACCAGAGCAUCAACCCGAUUAAUUUAAAAGAGCGCAUGUUUCCACAAUGGCAAAAAGAAAACCGCAGAGAGCUUGGACUCACACACACAAAAAGGAAAGGAGAGGAAGCGCAAAAUACAGUAUUAUAGACAAAAAGACCUACACAUGUUGCCUUGCAUUUGUGGUAAUCGACACCAAUGAAAAAGAAAAACAUGUACUACAGCUAUAUUUGAUUAUGUAUGGAUAUAUUUGAAAUAGUAUACAUUGUCUUGAUGUUUUUUCUGUAAUGUAAAUAAACUAUUUAUAUCACACAAUAUAGUUUUUUUUCUUUUUCAUGUAUUUGUUAUAUAUAAUAAAUACUCAGUGAUGAGAACAAAAAACUUUU
Messenger RNA from Sphaerodactylus townsendi, 1939 nucleotides. RefSeq names its product transmembrane protein with EGF like and two follistatin like domains 2 (gene TMEFF2). The record is from RefSeq and is a predicted model, not a curated record. NCBI's taxonomy places the organism in Eukaryota, Metazoa, Chordata, Lepidosauria, Squamata, Sphaerodactylidae. The coding region runs from base 1 to 1602 and encodes 533 amino acids. The transcript has 14 exons. Gene Ontology annotation, molecular function: protein binding.